AUGGAGGCCGAGGCAGCCCCGGACUUCGCCAUGCUGCGAGAGCUGCUAGCGCCGCCCUGCCUGAACCCCGAGCCGUCCCCGGAACCCCCGAUCCGGCAGGCACCAAGAACCCCAGGAUGCUUCAGACCCAGUGGCAGGUCCUUCUGGCCUGCACACCAAGACUCGGUCACUGCCCUGCGCUUCCUCCAAGAGACAGCAGAGGAGCUGGCCCAGACCCCCUGGGACACCCAGGCCCUGGGGCCCUACUGGGAGCCGAAGGCCCUGGGACCCCUACCUCUGGCCAAGGAUGCCGAGAACAUGCUGACCCCAGUCAGCCAGCAGAGCCCCAACCUGGGGCCCCCACGGGCUCCCUCGACUUCUCCAGCCCAACCACGGAGGAGGCCCCGGAAGCAGUCAAACCCCCAGCGGGGUGCCGAAAAAGUGGACCCUCUCUUUGAGGGGGUGACCCUGAAGUUUCAGAUAAAGCCGGAUUCCAGCCUACAGAUUAUACCCAGUUACAGCCUGGCCUGCAGCAGCCGCUCUCCAGGGUCUCCCACUCCAGGCCCUUCCAGAGGCCCAGAGGCCAACCCGGGAGGCAGCGAGGCCCUGGCGCCCCGCUGCUGUGCUUCCUGUAAGACCAAGAGGACCCCUCUGUGGAGAGAUGCUGAGGAUGGUACCCCUCUCUGCAACGCUUGUGGCAUCAGGUACAAGAAAUAUGGCACCCGGUGCUCUAGCUGCUGGCUGGUGCCCAGGAAAAAUGUGCAGCCCAAGAAGCUAUGUGGCAGAUGUGGGGUGUCCCUGGGCCCCCACCCAGCCUCAGCUCAGGAAGGGUAA
Budorcas taxicolor (takin) is the source of this 813-nucleotide messenger RNA. RefSeq names its product zinc finger GATA like protein 1 (gene ZGLP1). Gene Ontology annotation, biological process: spermatogenesis; regulation of transcription by RNA polymerase II; oocyte development. The record is from RefSeq and is a predicted model, not a curated record. Lineage: Eukaryota; Metazoa; Chordata; Mammalia; Artiodactyla; Bovidae. Gene Ontology annotation, molecular function: sequence-specific DNA binding; zinc ion binding. Bases 1 to 813 code for a protein of 270 amino acids. Gene Ontology annotation, cellular component: nucleus. The transcript has 5 exons.